AUGAGCGACAUACGACCGACCGCGAAAUGGGCAAAUCGCAUACUCCGCCCCUUGACAUCCAUCUACCGCCGAUUAGAAAAACACCAGGAAAACCUACAAACCGUCGCGAACACGAAAAUUGUCAAAGAACGGUCCGGAGUCCCUAGUACCGGCAUUGGCUCUGCCUCUACCUCGCGCGGGUCCUCAAAAGCCCCGACUACGACGGCCACUAAUGCGGACCGAGACUCGGGUUCAGACGGCGAAGAGGACGACCCUGCAUGGGUCCCCGGGAAGCCUGAAGGGCGGAAAAUUCGACAUAACUAUUCGAGUCGGGGAAAGCGCAGUGCUAGUCGGGGUGGGAGGAGGCGGAGUCGGAUGUCGAUUCGCAGCCCCGAGGUGCAGAAAACGUUACCUGGUGCGAUUGAGAUCGCGACGCCGUUGCUCGCUGGGAAACUAGCGAGGGGAGGUUUAUCGGGGGAGACGUCUGCGCGCAGGCGAUUGUUUCGUGAUGCUUCGCCGGUGAUGGACGAAUUGGAUGUUGAGGAUACGCGCAAGACGACACGACCGUAUCACAAUUUCACUGCGAGCUAUGGGUAUAGUGGGUCGUGGAGGGAGGCGCUGGAUCGGUCUGGUGAUCCGGGGCUUGUCGAGAUUGCGCGUCUUUUGGAUCGUUUAUUUUUGACGUUUUUGCAUAAUACCAGGAUACGUGCUACUGCAUCUUUAUCGUCGAAACAGAAGAGUCGUGGGGCUCGGUCACUGCUGUCGAUGACUGUGCGGCGGUUACCGGAGUUUAUCGCGGAGGAGCAGAUGGCUCAAGAUGAAGCAGACGAAGAUGGCGAUGAAGAUAUGUGUGAUGCAUACUUCACGGAACUCGAAGCUCACUACGCGCCUAGUGGGAAUGGUUGGCAACCGCUCCGUGAAGCCGUGCGCGCACAAGGGAUUUAUCUGGUCUCGGAGAUGCUACAGAAGGAGUGUGUCACCAGGCAUAUCGCUUGCCACUUAUUGGAGGAAUGCAUGAAUAACCAGGAACAUGACGCUUUUGAAUCAUUACUGUCCAAGUUUUUAUGUACUAUGGACGAGAUAUAUGAUUAUCCGAUGGGUUUUGAUUCUAUCAUAUCAUCCAGUUCUCGUGAAGACCCAGUCCAGUUACUAGCUACCUACUGUUCACGAUUCCCCGGGCGUCGAUCUUCGGUUUACGAGGAAUUGGCGAAACUUCUUGUUCGCAGAGUCGUGCCAGCUGAAUGGAUGGUGACUGCGCAAUGGAAGAAGUACGUGGACGCCGCGAUUCGGUCAAUAUCUACAGGGGCAGACGAUUCUGUAGCUGCGGCUCAUCUGAUCGAGGCUGUGGUUCUUUCGGCCAGCGGCGUUUUCCCGGUCACGUAUGAGACUAGUGUGGGAUGUGAAGAUCAGCUCUGUCCCGUCCCAGUCAAGGACGCCCUCAGCAAUCUCACGUUGAGUCUGAUCACUGCCCUGUGCGGGAUGUACCUAGCGCGAUCCCGUUCUCCCACGCCCGGGACUGAGCCGGAAGGCGUUAAUCUGAGGGUUAGGGCCAUAGUGGGAUCCCUCGCAUUCACGGUACAACAAAAGAUAGAAAUCCGGUCUUCGCCAGAAGUCGAUUUCUCGGCAUUCCAUUCUCUGCGCCGAGGCUGCAUCCUGCUUGGCGAGCGCUUACUUCAAUGUGAUGAAGUCUCAUAUGACACCUUCCAGCCCAACAGCCAAGAACCCCGCAACAUAGACUCCUUUUAUGUCUCACUCUCAUCUCAGUCGGGCGUGAUCAAAGAGCUGGCCAUCUUGGCUAGACAGGUCUUUCGCUGUUGCGAGCGCGUGCACGGAAGUGAUGCUCAACCAGGUACAUCUCCAGAGGUACGUGCCAAGGUCGGGCAGCUGGCUGAGUUUAGCGACGAGCAUGGACUCUCCACAUUCCUUGGCAAGGUAGCUGCGGAGACUGCGAUGCAGCUUGCUGAGGCGACGGUGUAUCCGGAUGACCAUGUUUGGGCGGCGGAGAUUCAGGAGCGGGUUGUUGCCAGACAACAGGAGCUAUCGUAUAGGACGAGGGUCUACGAAUCAGAAGACGACGAUGACGGGCCUGGGCUGUAUCGCUGGGAAGAAAGUAUUGAGGAAUGGGUUGCCAGGACACCCAAGUCCAAGAGCAAAUCAGCUGAUUUCGCACAGAUUUCGCCAGUGGAGACUGACCUGGACAGCCGGGCCUCUUCUCCUGCUUCCUUUGCCAGCGUAUCUGCAUCAUCGCAGUCGGAUGAGGACUCCGCAUCGAGCGUGACGUCCGCAUCCUCGCUACCGGUCAAGAGGACAUUCCCCGGCCGAGGGGAGCCGUCACGAGCACCGAAAAGACUCCGAUCAAUGAAUUGGAAGUCGCGUGACGAUCAGAUGCAGCAAAUAUCAGCCAUCCCCCCGACACCGGCGACCUCGGACGACAGCGCCGAUGACUGGGAGGAAUACGGCUAUCAUCCUGGCAGACGCGGCAUGCUAGACACCUGGACGCAGGAACGGUCCCUUCAACGAAUGAGUGUACCCGAAGGCGGACAGUCCGUGGGAUUCCAGCGGAUGCUCGAGGUGGUUAUCACACACAAACGGCAAACAAGAUCACCGAAUAUGGGGGAAAUGAGGGCAAACAAGCCUCAAGAAGGUUCAUCGUAUUCCGCUGAUCGACAGUUGCGACCUCGCCGGCCGGGACGACAUUCGUGGGCGAGUUCGCUUGCGAAGCGGACGUCUACCGGGAGCGAAUGUGGUUCGUCGUCUGCUGGGACCACCGGCAAUGCUUCGCUGGUAGGCACUACGAUCAUCCCACGGACACCAGCGAUGAUCCCGAUGAUACCGUGUUCGCCGAAGGAUGAUAGCGAUGAUGAGCUUAGCUUUCUUUAA
Molecule: messenger RNA, 2859 nt
Organism: Aspergillus chevalieri
Lineage: Eukaryota; Fungi; Ascomycota; Eurotiomycetes; Eurotiales; Aspergillaceae
Exons: 1
Coding region: 1-2859 (952 amino acids)
Source: RefSeq, a predicted model, not a curated record